CCGCACUGUAUCUUUAUCCCCGACCAGCAGUGUCCCCGCGACGCCGUUGGUCUUUGCUUUCUUUCCGCUGGUGCUGCGGCCUAAGGACCCUCACUGCGCAGCUGCUAUCGCCAGCACCUACGACCGCAACCGGCCGUCAAUCAUCCCGGGAUGCCUGUCAUCGACGGAGAAAAAUGGGCUUGCUCGUCCUGCAUCAAAGGUCACCGAGUGAGCGGCUGCACCCACAAUGAUCGAGAACUCCACCACAUCAACCCCAAGGGUCGCCCAGUCAAGCAAUGCGAGCAUUGUCGCGGCGCACGCAAGUCCAAGUCUCAUCACGCCAAGUGCGACUGUGGCGAUAAGAAAGACAAGGACAAGCACAAAGACAAGGGCGACGCGACGGCUCAUGUCAGCGGCUGUCAGUGCCACUCUGGCGGCAAGUGCGUAUGUGGCACCAUCAAGGAAGAACCUCUUGACCUGAAGAUGGACACUGGCCGUCAGACACUCCACGAGGCUCGCGCGAAACCGAAGCUCACGACGGCGCAAUCUGAGAGUCACUUGACCGUCUUCGCGAACGGGCAUCACAAGCCCUGUCACCGUAGCAACAACACCGCCCACGUGUCUGGCAUGCCGUACAAGAUCCCACGCCCGCACACGCUGCACGGUCAUUCUUCCUUUGUUGCCUUGGCUAGGAGCGACAACAACUACAACGUCAAGCCAGAGGCGCCCGCUCUAGCCUCGCGCUCCAUGGACACGCUGUCGCUCUCCAACCCCGAUUUCUACGCCUUCCUCGGAAACGGCCAGCGUCCGAACGACCUACCUAUGACGACUAUGGCAGGCAGUCUUGACACUCUCAAUUUCCAAGACUCGUUCUUCAACAACCAGAACGGCGCAUUCGGUGCCCACGACAGCAGCAAUUCUCCUGAGAGCAACGCGAGCGACAACUUUUCAACCCAGCAGUGGCCAUGGACCACGACCACCGGGACUCCUGUCAAUUACAACUUCGACUUUGGUGGCCUCUCAACCUCUCCAUCGCAAGAGUGUCUCCCUAAUCUGGAUAAUCAAUGGUCUAUUCCUUCUGCUGGCUUCGAUCCCAUCUGGUCUGCUGGGGACCUUCCUCUGGAUCCCAGCAAGCUUGACGACAGCUUGGCGCAGCCAAUCUCGCACAGUGGGGAGUCGAAACAAAGCGGCCCCGGCCUCACCGUUGCCUCUUCUGUUCACUCGGAGAUUGGAGAGCCGAACCCAUUCGCCGACAUGGACUUUAACAAGGCCCCCCAGUCAGCUGCCAGCGAGUCCCUUUUCUGGGAAGAUCAGCCUGUCUACCGCUUCAGCACCGCCAUGCCAACUGAGAAUCUUAUCGCUCCCAUGUCAAUACCCGUCACGACUAUGUCAAUAAGCCAACCUUUCGAGUCCGACUUCUCCAAGAGCCAGAGCAUAGCUCCAACGACCAUGCCCACGACCAGUAUGGCCGACUUCGCCGACACUGCCGCGAUAGCUAUCCCUGGCAACUUCGAUGACGUCGUUCCCAGUAACCCUUGGCCCAUGGAGCAAAACCUAAUGGCUUUUGACGGCAUGAAUUCUUUUGACACUACCUACACACAGAACUGGCUGUAGUAGGUCCAGGCCAAGUCUUAGACGCCUGAAAGGGCACCGGGCUUCGUCACAGACUCAGUCCCUUUGAUGACGCCAUGAUUGAUGACGGUACUGGUGUGCAGUGAUACCUCUCGAGCCGAUCUCUAUUAUUACUUUCUUCCCAGCCUUUGUGGCUUUUUCGAACCCCCAGUCGCCUGUGUAUACUCUAUAGACCUG
Molecule: messenger RNA, 1788 nt
Organism: Didymella exigua CBS 183.55
Lineage: Eukaryota; Fungi; Ascomycota; Dothideomycetes; Pleosporales; Didymellaceae
Exons: 3
Coding region: 151-1593 (480 amino acids)
Biological process (GO): intracellular copper ion homeostasis; positive regulation of transcription by RNA polymerase II; intracellular iron ion homeostasis
Cellular component (GO): nucleus
Molecular function (GO): DNA-binding transcription factor activity, RNA polymerase II-specific; copper ion binding; RNA polymerase II cis-regulatory region sequence-specific DNA binding
Source: RefSeq, a predicted model, not a curated record